Messenger RNA from Toxotes jaculatrix (banded archerfish), 2600 nucleotides. RefSeq names its product acid-sensing ion channel 1-like. Gene Ontology annotation, biological process: sodium ion transmembrane transport. The record is from RefSeq and is a predicted model, not a curated record. The transcript is spliced from 10 exons. Gene Ontology annotation, cellular component: membrane. Lineage: Eukaryota; Metazoa; Chordata; Actinopteri; Toxotidae.
AUGAUGCCUGCUCCACUGGACUUACAAUCGACCAGCGAAUUCGCAGGCUGAUGAAACACUUUGUCAAUCCUUCUUUUCCUUUGCUUUCCUGCGACCCAGUGAGAAACCUGCCAAACAUCACUGUAGCGCAGUGGUGAUGGACCCUCGUUUUGACACCUUGGUAAUGCAUGCCUUUGAAGAGUCGCCCUGCCUUCGCACGCCCGCCUUUGUGAAAUGCGUUACUUUAACUCGCAAUUCCUACUCGUCUGACUUUUUCAAAGAGCGACAGAUGCUCGAAAUGUUCUUCUGUCAGCGUGCAUGAGCGAUGGCGACCAAACCGCACCAAGUCCGACAGUGGUUAUCUGCACGUUUGCACCUGUUCGCGUGGAAAAUGACAGUUUAUGCCACAGGUGAAUGAAUAUCGGCUCAGUUUCUCUUAACAGCGAGUGUUUUGAAUCUGCUUGGAGCUUGUUGCACAGUGACAAUGGAUCUCAAAGUGGAAACCGAAGAAAUGGACUCAAAUCAACCUCCACCCAUAGAAGUUUUUGCGCACAGCUCGACCCUGCACGGAAUCUCUCACAUCUUCACCUACGAGCGGUUCUGCAUCAAACGCUGCCUGUGGGUUGUGUUUUUCCUGGGCUCCCUGACCUUCUUGCUGUACGUGUGCGUGGACCGGAUCCACUUCUACCUCGAGUACCCGCACGUCACCAAACUGGACGAGGUCACGACCCCGAUCAUGACGUUCCCCGCGGUCACCUUUUGCAACCUGAACGCGUUUCGCUUCAGUCGGGUGACGCGCAAUGACUUGUACCACGCAGGGGAGCUGCUGGCCCUGCUCAACCAGAGGUAUGAGAUCAGGGACAUUCACCUUGUAGAGGAGAGCGUCCUGGAGAGCCUGAAGGUCAAAGCCGACUUUCAUAAUUUCAAGCCGCGACCUUUCAACAUGCGUGAAUUUUACGACCGCACCGGUCACGACAUCAACGAUAUGCUGCUCUCCUGCCACUUUCACGGCACCGAAUGCAGAGCGGAGGACUUCAAAGUGGUCUUCACUCGUUAUGGGAAGUGUUACACGUUUAACGCAGGCGGUGAUGGACGCCCUCCCCUUAUCACCACCAAGGGAGGUAUGGGUAAUGGACUUGAGCUUAUGCUGGACAUUCAGCAGGAUGAAUACCUGCCAGUCUGGGGAGAAACAGAUGAGACAUCAUUUGAAGCUGGGGUCAAAGUUCAGAUCCACAGUCAGGAUGAGCCAUCCUUCAUUGACCAGCUUGGCUUUGGAGUUGCACCCGGGUUCCAGACAUUUGUUUCCUGCCAGGAACAAAGGCUGAUAUAUCUUCCCCCACCCUGGGGAGACUGCAAGGUGACGCCCAUGGAUUCAGACUUCUUUGACAGUUACAGUAUCACAGCCUGUCGCAUUGACUGUGAAACACGCUACCUGGUGGAUAACUGCAACUGUCGCAUGGUGCACAUGCCUGGCGAUGCACCGUACUGCACCCCCGAGCUGUACAAAGAAUGUGCUGACCCAGCUCUUGAUUUCCUGGUGGAGAGAGACAAUGAUUUCUGUGUCUGUGAGACACCAUGCAACAUGACCAGAUACAGCAAAGAGCUGUCUUUUGUCAAAAUCCCCAGCAAGGCCUCUGCUAAAUAUCUUGCAAAGAAAUACAACAAAUCUGAGCAGUAUAUUAAGGAGAAUAUCCUGGUGUUAGACAUCUUUUUUGAGGCUCUCAACUAUGAGACUAUUGAACAAAAGAAGGCUUACGAAGUGGCUGGACUUUUAGGUUCAGUUUAAUGGACUUCCUCUUAUAUAAUGGGUGACAUUGGUGGUCAGAUGGGACUUUUUAUUGGGGCAAGCAUACUCACUAUUCUGGAGCUAUUUGACUACCUUUAUGAGGUGAUAAAGUACAAGCUGUGUCGCUGCUCUGAUAAGAAGCACAAGCACAACAACAACAACGACCAGGGAACAGUCCUGAGCUUAGAUGAUGUUAAGUGUCACGUCAGUAACUUUCACUAGGCCUCUGCAGCCGUGAGGAGAAGGCACUCUGUUGUCUCUGAGCGGUUUCAUGAACUUUGUUCAUUGCAGUUUGCUGGAGCAGACUUCUGCAGCAACAGAGAAAAUGUCUCAACUGUGCCUGGUGAAGGUUUCUGAGCAACGAGGUGAAUAUUAUAAUGUGGCUAAAGUAAAUAGACGCCCACACAGACAGUAGGGUGGCAGAAACCAACAUGUUGUGAUGAACUCAAAAACGUUAGAAUAACUGCAUGGUCAUCUGUAAACAGCUUUUAAAGACAUAGUAACAGAUACAGUAAAUGGGGGCAUGAACUAAACAAAAGUUCAUAUGUGUUCAGUUAAACAGCAUUAGAAAUCCCAGUCGUGCGAUGGUGUUCAUCAUCUGUCAAUUUGAAGGUGUUUUUUGUAAAAUAAUUGAUGUGACAGAUUUAUUUUCACUUUCACUUAUGUCAUCUGGUUUGUUUAGAAAUGUGCAUGUCAGCACUGUGUAAUUUUUUCACCUCUAUCUUUCAACAUAUCGCUUUAUUUUACAGGUCUGCAAAUUCAAAUUUAUUUCCAAAUGAUCCCCUAAGAAGCUGGAAAUAACCAAAUAAUUUGGUAUCAUGGAGAGGUCAAAUAG